ACAAUCCGACAAUCGGUCGUGCGUUCUCAGUUGUUGCGUUCGCUGGUACCCAGCAUUGACGUUUCUUCAAAUCGCGCUCACGCCGUGAACCGUGUGCAUCGUAUCCCGCGACAACUCCGUACCAUUUGUCCGUCCGUCCGUCCGUCGGUUCUGUUAUCGCGGUGCUUUCGGGCUGCCCCAGUGUAUUAUUAUUAUUUUUUAUUUUGAUUUUGUUGGUUCCGUGGUUCGACUGGCUGACUUGAGGAGUGUCGUGUUUUGUCUCUGUGCGGAUUUCGCUUUGAAGCUUGGUGACUAUUCAAGCGUUCCCAAAGCGUGCCAAGCGGUAUUAAUGACUUGCCUAGAAUUAUGGUCAACGUAGGCGGCGGUGUAGUUUGGUGCUUCAAAGACGACAAAUGGAUCCCGCUGCAGCUGUCGUCGAUCCGGCUGCACGGCGUCCUCACCCAGGCCCACUGGACGGCCGUCUCCGAGUUCCUGCAGCGCGUCGCCAACAAGCAGCUGAUCCUGCAGGAGAAUGGCUUCGCCGAACUGACCGACAAGCACAGGGAACAGCUGCUCAGGCAGUCCAACGUGUCCGAUUUAGAUUUUAAGUGCAGCAAUGAUAAUGUGAUAUGUUUGACUGAUAGUUUAAUUAAGGACGCGUCCGAAAGGAAGGUCAGUUUGGGACAGAUCCCGGAGGACAAGAUCGUGGAACAGCCCCGCAGGCCGUCCAUGCCCGAACUUAGGUCCCUAGAUAGGAAUAACUUAUUUAAUAACGAUAAUUUAUUGAAGACAGAGACUGAUCCCAAGAAGACUGACAAAUCGCCAAAUGUGAACGACGAAAUCGUCUUGAGGUUGCUCAAGAAGUAUUGCAAGUACAGCAAGGACACGUUAGACGACGAGAUCGUGAAUGCCAUAGAGAAAAUACCGGACGAGGAGGUCAAGCCGCAGAGAACAAGGAAACUGGGCUACAUACCCAAGGAGGAGAAGCUCUACGAGAACUGCAACGAGUUCUCGUUCUCCUUGGACUGCGUGGAGGACAGGACUGAGCAUGUGAUAAGGUGGCUCAAGCAACAGAACAACGAUAACCUGUUCAUAAACAGAUCGCCUCCCUCUAGGCGACACUCCACCACCGAAAUAUCCUCGCCGACGGACAGUCGCAAGAGCAGUCUGACCGAUCGCAAGUCCUCCUCCUCGUCCAGCGGCUUCGAGAGUCGCAAGUCGAGCCUCACGACCCCCUCGACGCCGGAGAGCCGCAAGUCGAGCAUCACCACCGCCUCGACGCCGGAGAGCAGAAAGUCCUCCUGGUGCGACAGCAGCAGGAACAGUCGGAAGAGUAGCGUCGGCUCGAACAGCAGCUGUUCGGAGUGCGAGGAACAGGAGGGCGGCAGCCAGUUCCAGAGGUUCCUCAAGAAGCACCUCAACUCCAAGAACACUGAGCGGAGGCUGAGGAAACAGUGGGAGGCGUGGUCGAGGAACAGGAGGAAGCUCAGCGUCGACUGUCACGUGUCCGAAGUGCUUUAUCAGCCGUGGUAUUUCCGAAAAAUCAAACGAAUCGAGGCCGAGAAGAAACUGUUGCUUCCAGAGAACGACCACGGCGCUUUCCUUAUAAGAGACUCGGAAAGCAGACAUAACGACUAUUCCUUGUCAGUUCGUGACGGCGACACAGUGAAACAUUAUAGGAUAAGACAAUUGGACGAGGGAGGGUUCUUCAUAGCUAGGAGGACCACAUUUAGGACCUUGCAGGAAUUGGUGUUGCACUACAGCAACGAUGCAGACGGCCUUUGCGUCAACCUUUGCAAACCCUGCGUACAGGUGGAGAAACCCCAGCCCGAGGGAUUGUCGCACAGGACGCGCGACCAAUGGGAAAUCGAACGUUCAUCGUUGAAAUUCGUCCGUAAAUUGGGACACGGACAGUUCGGCGAGGUGUGGGAAGGUAUGUGGAACAACACGACGCCCGUCGCCAUCAAGACGCUCAAGCCGGGCACGAUGGAUCCGAAGGACUUCUUGGCCGAGGCCCAGAUCAUGAAGAAGCUGCGCCACCAGAAACUGAUACAGCUGUACGCCGUGUGCACGGUCGAGGAGCCCAUUUACAUUAUCACGGAGCUCAUGCGCAACGGAUCGCUUUUGGAACAUUUGCAGGGCAAAGGCAAAGGCUUGAAGCUUCAAGAUUUGAUCGACAUGGCGGCCCAGAUUGCCGCCGGCAUGGCCUACCUCGAGUCCCAGAACUACAUCCACAGGGACUUGGCCGCACGUAACGUCCUUGUGGGCGACGGAAAGGUGGUCAAGAUCGCCGACUUCGGUCUGGCCCGACUCAUCAAAGAAGACGAAUACGAGGCGAGAGUGGGAGCACGCUUCCCGAUUAAAUGGACGGCGCCGGAGGCCGCAAAUUACAGCAAGUUCUCAAUCAAGUCCGACGUUUGGUCGUUCGGUAUUUUGCUCACUGAACUGGUAACGUACGGUAGGAUACCUUAUCCAGGUAUGACGAACGCCGAGGUGCUGCAUCAAGUCGAGCACGGUUACAGGAUGCCGCAGCCUCCCAACUGUCCGCAGUCGCUCUAUGACAUCAUGCUGGAAUGUUGGAACCGUGACCCAAUGAAGCGGCCAACGUUCGAAACAUUGCAGUGGAAGUUGGAGGACUUCUUCACAAUGGAGGGCUCCGAAUACAAGGAGGCGUCGGCCUACUGAGGACACGUCCACCCCCCAGGCGACUGGUUACGCAGCUCGAUUGACUUGCAUUACCACUGAUGGGGCGGUGGAUGUAUCUAUUUAUUAAAUCAGUUCGCGUUCGAUAGAUAGAUAUGCCGUACUUCGUUUCCUUUCAGUUCUAAUAACAUCAAUAUGCAAUUUUACUGAAUAUGAUUGAAUCGAAUGAACAGUUGUCGCAGGAUUUUUCAACAUAUUUUUAUUAAAUUAGAUGACCAAACGGGGCGGUUGCAAAAACGUGACAGUAUUAACAGUGGACAUUUUCAUUUGAUUUAGAUUGUUAAACGUAUUUUUAAGUGUAAACAAAUUUCUAUUAAAUGUUUUUGCAACUUGUCGCCUCGUAAUUGAUGAUUAUAAACUCGUUAUUAAGCCUCCUGCGUAAGCUGUUCACUACCUGAAAUUAUUUUACAGAUUGUUACCUUUUUAAUGUAAUAUGCUGCAUUUUAUCUAAUUUUACUAUAUUUUUAUUUAUCUCUGGAUUUAGUCAGUUUUGGUAUUGGGUUUGAGGUGCACUCGUUCUAAAGAGCAGUAUCGUCUAUUUCCCAUUCGCCUUCAUUUCACAGGGGCCACUCAUAAAUGACAAAUCUAUUUAUUAAUUAUUUAUUUUGUAACGAUUGGGACGGCUGCAUAUCAAACAUGAAAUUCGAAGGAAUUGAUCUGCUGUACAUAUAAAAACACAUUUGAAACGCACAAUUUUGUAAAAGACUUUUCAAAUCUGAUUGCUUCACAAGUCGAAAUUUGUAUGUUUGUUUAUAGUAAAACGACGAAAUGGUUGAUUUAUGAGUGUUUUUAAAAUAAUCGGUACUACAUAACCUGAAAUUGGAAAAAAAUAAAAAUUGUAAUAGGUCCAGGUUAUUCAAGGAAGUACUUUUAGACAGUGUCAAGUUCAAGAACUGAAAUUUGUCAUUGUGUAUGCAAUUGUGAAUGUAAGAUUUAGGCAUUAAAUGUUUUUUAGUUAAUUGAGUACUGUUUAAAGGUACUUCCGAAAUGUCCUAUGAUCAAAGUAACCUUCGUAUAAAAUAUUAAAUACUCGUAUUUUGAUACAAUAAAUUUAGUACGUAAAUUGAGUCACUUUAACAAUAGUUGACUAAGUAAAACUUUGUGUGACUGUUGCUUAGCUUUUAUUUUUCUUUUAAACUUCUGGCUUACAAUAGAUAACGAUUGUAUAACAUUCCUAUGGUAUUAUACAGAGUGACUUUACAACUCAAGCAGUAUCUUAUCAUUUUUUACAUCACUCUGAACGUAUUUUUAUUUUUCUUCCGUAUUUUUGCAGUUGUAUUAUAAUUUUAAGAUUCAAGAUUUAUUUUUAUUAAUUAUCGGGGCAAUAAAAUAUGCCUUAACUUUACAUAUUACGUUAACAAUAUAAAAAGCAUUGUUUAUACUGUUAGACACAUUAUACAAUAUUUUUUGUAUUAUACACUCUAGUAUAGUUAUAUAAAUCAUUAUAAAUAUAUUAUAUAUAGAAAAUUU
Messenger RNA from Aethina tumida (small hive beetle), 4152 nucleotides. Its product is annotated as tyrosine-protein kinase Src42A. Gene Ontology annotation, biological process: cell surface receptor protein tyrosine kinase signaling pathway; protein phosphorylation; cell differentiation. Bases 346 to 2664 code for a protein of 772 amino acids. Gene Ontology annotation, cellular component: extrinsic component of cytoplasmic side of plasma membrane. The record is from RefSeq and is a predicted model, not a curated record. NCBI's taxonomy places the organism in Eukaryota, Metazoa, Arthropoda, Insecta, Coleoptera, Nitidulidae. Gene Ontology annotation, molecular function: ATP binding; non-membrane spanning protein tyrosine kinase activity; signaling receptor binding. The transcript has 7 exons.